UCUUGCCUCCGCACCACCAGCAACUCCCGUCGAUGGCUGGGGACGACGGACCGAAAAUGGCUGGGGACGACAGCGACAGCUGCGUGCCGCGGGACUCUAUCUUCUUUCUGAAAACGCACAAAUGCGCCAGCUCCACUGUGCAGAACAUCCUGAUGCGCUACGGCGAAAAGCACUCGCUCAACUUCGUCCUGGGAAGCACGGGCAACUACGUCGGAUCACCGACGCCGUUCAACAGCCGCCUCAUUCCGGAUUGGAUUUGGCCCCGCUCUGGCAAGUUUGACGUGUUCGCGCACCACACGCGGCUGCACGUGGCCGAGACGCGCCGCGUGAUGCAAGAUCACGCUGCGUGGGUCACGAUUCUGCGCGAUCCCGUGGCACAGUUCGAGUCGGCCUUCGACUACUACCACUUCUCGAUUGCGCAACACUGGAAUAUGACGCUGAGACAAUUCAUCGCCCUGCCGCUGGAGAGGAAGCAGGCCCUGGGGAGAAUCGGCUAUGGGCGCUUCGGCGGCAACCAGAUGGCGUUUGACCUCGGAUACGACCCAGCCAUCGUCAGCGAGCCGCGCCUCGUGCAGGCCAUGCUCGACGACCUGGACAAGGCCUUCGACCUGGUGAUGAUAGCCGAGAUGAUGGACGAGUCGCUGGUGCUGCUGCGCCAGCUGAUGUGCUGGUCGAUCGACGACGUCACCUACUUCACCAAGAACGCGCGCUUCGACUCGCUGCGUACCCCGCUGAGUGGCGCCGACCGCGCGGCGCUGGAGAAGUUCCUGGAGCUGGACAUGAUUCUGUACCGCCACUUUCGGCAGCGGCUGGCCCAGCAGAUCGCCGCCGUGCCAAUCGCCACGUUCCUGGCGCACACGGAGGCGCUCGUGGCGCGCCGCCUGCACUACAGGCAGCACUGCGUGGCCUCCGAGGCCAAGGGCAGCGAGCUGCAAGGGCAGCAGCACGAGAUCACAGACAAGGUCAAGGGCUACCGGCUGAUAGACUAUUCCGACUGGAUGUGUUCCCGCCUCGGCAUGGCGGAGAUCGGGUACACGGACCUCCUCCGCGACGGCCAGCGCCAGCGGAUGGCCAUCUGGCGCUGGGUGUACGGUCUCCUGGGCAUGGACGGCGGCGCGCCCCAGCAGCCGGAGGAGAGGACAUAGUGGCAGGCGCGGGCGUGUGCGGGGCACGGCUGUGCGCUGGAAGGAAAGGGCGUGGAGAGUCAGAUCAGCUGAUUGGCGUGACGCUUAUUGAGAUGUGGGGGUGCCUGCUGUUUAGGUGAUGUAACACUCGAACUGUGAUGUUUUUCUUUUUGCUUUGAAGCACUUACACUGCAUGUUUAACUGUACAGUGCCUAACGGUUUCCUGUGUUGCAUUUGUCUCGUUUUACAUGGGUGUCAGUCAAUGACUGAUGACUUUUAACAUGUGGCCUUGUUACGCGAUUGCGGAGCGCUUCCCACAGCUUACAUGAAA
Molecule: messenger RNA, 1455 nt
Organism: Pollicipes pollicipes
Lineage: Eukaryota; Metazoa; Arthropoda; Thecostraca; Pollicipedomorpha; Pollicipedidae
Product: galactosylceramide sulfotransferase
Exons: 3
Coding region: 33-1145 (370 amino acids)
Biological process (GO): glycolipid biosynthetic process
Cellular component (GO): membrane
Molecular function (GO): galactosylceramide sulfotransferase activity
Source: RefSeq, a predicted model, not a curated record